Molecule: messenger RNA, 590 nt
Organism: Alnus glutinosa
Lineage: Eukaryota; Viridiplantae; Streptophyta; Magnoliopsida; Fagales; Betulaceae
Exons: 1
Coding region: 14-391 (125 amino acids)
Source: RefSeq, a predicted model, not a curated record
GUUGAGUCGUGCAAUGAGUCAUUUGUCACGAGAAGCAUCGAUACCAAUGCACCUGUCUCCUUUUUUUUUUUACCCUUAUCUCGAUCUCCUUUUUCCGACUGGAACCCCACUGCUUUUUCUCAGAUCUCGCUGCUUUUGCUCUGUUUUUCUCUGCAACUCUGCAAGUGAAAAUUUAGAAGGCAUGGCGGACUGGGGGCCAGUGAUAAUAGCAGUGGUGCUGUUUGUGCUGUUAACUCCUGGGUUGUUGUUUCAGGUACCGGCGAAGGGCAGGGUGGUCGAGUUUGGGAACAUGCACACCAGUGUCGCUUCUAUUUUGGUGCACGCCAUCCUUUUCUUAGGCCUCAUCACCAUCUUCCUUAUUGCCAUUGGUGUUCACGUCUACGCUAGCUAAUCUCUCUGUAAUUAAUUAAUGCCCUGAUUUUCUGCUUUGCUUAUCAUAGAUCUGUUGUUUUAGGCACAUCUUGCUUUUUCUCUUCUUUUCUUUGUUUGUAUCAAAGCUGUUAAACGCUUCUUGCUCUGUAUUUGAUGGAUCUCAUGAACUUAUGAAUAGUCUUCACAAAAUGGAUCAGAUUUCUAACUCUUAUAUUUUA